GAGCGUGAACUACGCUGGGAGUGGCUUGGUCUUUGGCCAUGAAAUCGUCCACGCCUUUGAUAACACAGGGAUUAAAUAUAGCAAAGAAGGCGUCCCGGGCGAGUGGUGGAACAACGAAAUUCUACAAGUGUUCCAAGAACGAGCCCAGUGCCUGGUGGAACAAUACAAUCAUUAUUUCUACAAGCCAGCCCGCGCAUAUGUGGAUGGAGAUCUGACACUGGGUGAGAACAUCGCUGACAAUGCUGGAAUCAAGUUGGCCUACAGGGCAUACAAGAAACACGUGGCGAGGCAAGAACAAGAAGAGCAAGAGUUUCCAGGUGUGCCCUACACGGAUGAGCAGGUGUUCUUUAUAAAAUUUGCACAGAAUUGGUGUCUCGUAGAAACUGCCGAGGCCGCUAAGUCGCAAAUAAGAGACGUUCACAGUCCUUCUCCUUUCAGGGUUAUUGGAUCUCUUCAGAACUCAAAGGACUUUCCGCGUGUCUUCAACUGUCCCGUGGGAUCUCCAAUGAAUCCUAAAAAGAAAUGCGAGGUGUGGUAG
Candidula unifasciata is the source of this 538-nucleotide messenger RNA. NCBI's taxonomy places the organism in Eukaryota, Metazoa, Mollusca, Gastropoda, Stylommatophora, Geomitridae. The record is from the annotation of a GenBank genome assembly.